Paraglomus occultum is the source of this 123-nucleotide messenger RNA. The record is from the annotation of a GenBank genome assembly. NCBI's taxonomy places the organism in Eukaryota, Fungi, Glomeromycota, Glomeromycetes, Paraglomerales, Paraglomeraceae.
GAAAUAGUAAAUACCCGAGCGGUUAAUGGUUUCUGGCAAAAUGAGGAGAAGUUAAAUAGGCGUAAUGAGAUUGAGAAUUCAAAGGAAAAAUAUCUUGAUUAUCUUGAAAAAUCUACCUAUGAA